AUGGCAGCGACAUCGACCAAAUUACGUCCUUUGGUCAAAGGAAAAAUUCUUAAAAAACGUACAAAAAAAUUUAUUCGCCAUCAAAGUGAUCGAUACGUUCGUCUACGUCCAAACUGGCGUAAACCACGUGGUAUUGACAAUCGUGUCCGUCGACGCUUCAAGGGUGUCUAUUUAAUGCCUUCAAUUGGUUAUGGUUCUGAUAAACGUACACGUCAUAUGCGUCCAGAUGGUUUUCGCGCAUUUCUUGUUAACAAUGUUAAGGAACUUGAAAUGUUAUUAAUGCAAAAUCGUAAAUUUGCUGCUGAAAUAGCUCAUACAGUUUCAGCACCAAAUCGUAAAAAAAUUAUUGAACGUGCUCAACAAUUAGCUAUCAAGGUUACAAAUCCAAAUGCUCGUUUACGUGCUGAAGAAAAAGAAUAA
Messenger RNA from Rotaria sp. Silwood1, 420 nucleotides. The record is from the annotation of a GenBank genome assembly. Lineage: Eukaryota; Metazoa; Rotifera; Eurotatoria; Philodinida; Philodinidae.